CAAAACUGGUCGAGGGGAGGUGAAUCGGCUGUUGGACAAGGACUGGGGAUCCAUAAGUUAUUGGGAACAGAGGAUUGAAACGUCCGACUUCACAACAGCCUAUCAUGUCUUCAGCGGAUAAGGCGAGGCAGUCAUCUGGCGGCAAAUCUUCCUUCUUCUCACGAUCCAGCAAGAAGGACAAGAGAAAUGUCAGUGACGAGGGCAAGCUGGGGGCAGAUCUUGACCGAGCCAGUAAUUACACGGGAUCACGAACAUCACGACAUACGCGAGGCUCAUCAGUCGUGUCAAUAGACCGGCCCAAUUCGCCUGGCGCGGAUCAGACUGGACUGAACAUGAUGGCGGGAGUUAUCACAUCUAUUCCGUAUGACAGUGUUGCGGCGGACAGCAGAUCGCCAAUACCUGUCGAUUAUCUGCCCAGGAACGAUCAGAUGCCCGUCCGGAGGGAACCUCUACCGCAUCACUUAAAUAAAGGUGGGAGUGACUUUCACCAAUAUCCGUCCUUCGACGCUACCUCCGUAUCAAAUGGCAGCUCUCAUCCAUCGGGACCACGACCUCCACCACAGGUAUCGAAUACCACGAUGGCGUCUACUGGAAAUCGCACCACCCAACUACAGCAGUGGGGUCCUGGCAGAGCAAGUGGCGCAAGCACAAUGACUGGGCACAAUUCGAGAUAUGAUUCAUACUCUACUAAUCAAUCUUCAACUUAUGGACGCAGCUCAUAUGACCAAUCGAGCGUGGACAGCAGCACAGAGCGUUCAAGCGUAUUUUCGUCUGGAAGCUCUUCGAGAACCGCCAUGCCAUACUCGAACUCGAACAGCUCAUUUGCGAGCACUCUAUCUCCAUCGCAUGCGCCGAGAGAGUCGCAUCGUUUAACGAAAUUCCCACAUCACCAGGCUUCAGGCUUCGAUUCGACGUCAUCUUUCGGUCCAGAUAAACAGCCCGAUGAUGAUGUUGUUGUCGAGAGGGAAUUUUUGGCUUUGAUGCAGAAGCGAGGAUGGCACCACCUACCAGAACAAGCUCGGCGUCAAAUGAUGGCAUAUCCUUCCGCAAAGAAAUGGACACUUGUGCAUCAAGAUCGCUUGACAGAGCACUCGGGCGAGCAAAAGCGACGGACCGUGGCGAAGAACAAUGGACAGUAUGGACAAUAUGGCAAAGAGAUGGAAAUGCUGGCCAACGCAGAAGAAGAGGGCACUCCAGAAUGGUUUGUGAAGAAGGUCAUGGACAACAGUAUCUCGGCAAAACAAUUGCAGAGUCUUGCGGUCAGCUUGCGCACUCAACCUAUCGGCUGGGUUAGGACUUUCGUCGAGUGCCAGGGCCAGGUAGCACUCACGAAUGUGCUUGGAAAGAUAAACCGAAGGCAAGCUCAGGGACCCGCGCCAGCUGAUGGAUCAACAAGUGAUAAGGACCUGGAUCGAGAGUACGAUAUCGUGAAAUGUCUGAAGGCUCUUAUGAACAACAAAUUCGGCGCCGACGAUGCUUUACACCACCAACAGGUCAUUGUAGCCUUGGCUACCUCCUUAAUCUCACCAAGACUAACCACAAGAAAACUUGUCUCUGAAGUUCUGACAUUCUUAUGUCAUUGGGCAGAUGGCCAAGGUCACCUCAAAGUCAUACAGGCUAUGGACUAUGUCAAAAAUCAACAUGGCGAGAACGGCCGUUUCGAUGCAUGGAUGCGUGUUGUCGAAGUCACAGUCGAUGGCCGAGGCAAAAUGGGCAGUCUUGUUGGAGCCAGCGAAGAAGUCCGAAGUGGUGGCAUUGGCAUGGAGAACCUUCUCAUGGAAUACGCCGUAGCUACACUAUUCUUGAUCAACAUGAUUGUGGAUGCUCCUGAGCGAGACUUACAGCUCCGUGUUCACAUUCGAGCACAAUUUACAGCAUGUGGCAUCAAGAGAAUCUUGACCAAGAUGGAAGGCUUCCAAUACGACGUUAUCGACAAGCAGAUUGAAAGAUUCCGAACCAAUGAAGCUAUAGAUUACGAAGAUCUUCUGGACAGAGAGAAUAGUAGUAUGAAGGAUAGUAUCGAAGGGGAUGUUAAAGAUCUCAAUGAUCCGGCUCAAAUCGUCGAUGCCAUCAUGUCUAAGGUCCAGGGAAGCAGAACUCAGGACUACUUUGUUUCUGCUCUUCAACAUCUUCUGCUCAUCCGAGAUAUAGAUGGUGAAGAACGUUUAAGGAUGUUCCAGCUUGUGGACUCUAUGCUCAGCUAUGUUGCUAUGGACCGAAGAUUGCCUGACAUGGAUCUCAAGCAAAGCCUGAAUUUCACUGUUCAGAGUUUGCUCGACAAGCUUCACACAGAUUCGGAAGCUCGCCAAGCUCUUGAUGAGGCACUGGAACAGCGCCAAAUUGCCGAUUCGGCUAUGGCGGAGCGUGAUGAAAUGAAAGCACAAAUUGAGCUCGGAGCCGAUGGUUUGGUUGCAAAACUACAAAAAACCAUCCAAGAACAAUCCCAAUACAUCGAAGCCCAGAAGCGACAAGCAGAUGCUCUCAAGGCUGAGGUAGAGAACCUCCAAAUGGUUCGUGCUAAGGAAGCUCAAAGAUACGAGCUCGAAACUAGAGAACUCUAUCUUAUGCUUCGUGACGCCCAAGAUAUUGCUGCAUCGAACGCUGCUAAGGGUGCAAAUGGCGCACUGGCUCAGAGUGAUCCAUCUCAGAUGAAGGGUAUACUUGACCGAGAGAAGCUUAUGGAUCGCUUGGAAAUGCAAAUCGAGCGUCAAAAGACUCAGUACAAGUUAGAAGGAAGAGUAUGGGGAGAUGCUGCUGGUCCUUCCGAUCGUUUGCGUGCACUCCGUGAAGAGAUGGAUGGAGAUCGCCCUGCUGGGGGAGCUACACCGCCAAGAGACUACACAAACAGCAUGCUUGGCAGUGUUACUCGUCAAACAAGGAUCCCUCGCAAGCCUGUCAAUUCCCAGGAGAUCAUUCCUGAAGACGAGGACAUUGAUGAUGAAGAUGGUGCAGUCUAUGAGAAGCCAAGACUUGUUGAGCUCAGACGACCUAAGCAAGCACCGGGAUAUCUAGACGAGAUAAGCUCCAAGGUUAAGCGAUAUGAUGCUAGUGACGAUGAAGAGGGCGACGGGGUUACUACGGGACCUUCACACCCAAGUCUUGAGUCCAACUCACCAAGAACGCCGAACGAUGAUGUUGUAUCCAGCAGCAAACCAGACAAGACAGAAGGCUUCAAUGGACCUCCACCCCCACCCCCACCUCCUCCACCGCCUCCAGGAUUCAAUGGACCACCGCCUCCCCCUCCACCACCUCCUCCACCAAUGCCUGGAAUGUCUGGACCACCACCUCCGCCCCCGCCACCUAUGCCAGGAUCUAUGAUGCCUCCUCCACCACCCCCUCCGCCUAUGCCUGGAAAGAUGUCAGGCAACUUCCUUGCUUCUCAACCAACAUACGCUGCUGUACCUACUCUCGGAUUACCAGUGGCGAGAUCUAAGAAGAAGCUUAAGGCAUUGCAUUGGGAGAAGGUUGACACACCUCAGACAACUCAUUGGGCGGCGCAUGCUCCUACUCCACAAGACAAAGAAGAGAAGUAUGCAGAGCUAACACGUAAGGGUGUUCUUGAUGAAGUCGAGAAGCUCUUCAUGGCCAAAGAGAUCAAACAGCUUGGAAAGGGUUCAAGCAAGAAGGAAGAAAAGAAACAAGUCAUCUCCAGUGAUCUCAUGAGAACUUUCCAAAUUUCGCUGGCCAAAUUCUCAUCAUAUUCUGUUGAGAAGAUUGUACAGAUGAUCAUCCACUGUGACAAGGAAGUCUUGGAUAACAGCGUCGUCAUGGAAUUCUUGCAGAAGGAAGACAUGUGCAAUGUUCCAGAAAACACGGCAAAGUUGAUGGCACCAUACAGCAAAGAUUGGACAGGUCCAGAUGCCAACAAGGAGAAUCGCGAGCAAGAUCCUUCUGAGCUCACCCGAGAAGAUCAGAUCUACCUGCAGACCGCAUAUGAAUUGCACCACUACUGGAAGUCAAGAAUGCGCGCCCUUGCGUUGACCCGAACAUUUGAACCAGAGUAUGAUGAGGUCUCAGAGAAGCUCAAACAAGUUGUGGCUGUGUCAGAAUCAUUGCGAGAUUCAGUCUCCCUGAUGAAUGUUCUUGGUCUUAUUCUUGACAUUGGUAAUUAUAUGAACGAUUCGAACAAGCAAGCCACUGGUUUCAAGCUCAGCUCACUUGCACGUCUUGGCAUGGUUAAGGACGACAAAAACGAGUCUACAUUUGCCGAUCUUGUGGAGAGAAUUGUACGAACACAAUAUUCAGAAUGGGAACGCUUCACCGAUGACAUUGCUGGUGUUGUCACAUGCCAAAAACUCAAUGUGGAACAGCUCCAACAAGACGCGAGACGCUACAUUGACAAUAUCAAGAAUGUUCAAAUGUCGCUUGACUCUGGAAAUCUGAGCGAUCCGAAGAAGUUCCACCCGCAAGACCGAGUCAGCCAAGUUGUACAACGAUGCAUGAAGGAUGCCAGGCGAAAAGCUGAGCAGAUGCAAUUGUAUUUGGAAGAUAUGGUACGAACUUAUGAUGAUAUCAUGGUAUUCUACGGUGAAGAUCCUAGCGACGACAAUGCUCGCAGGGAGUUCUUUGCCAAGCUUGCCAUCUUCGUCACGGAAUGGAAGAAGUCACGAGAGAAGAACAUUCUCUUGGAAGAGACACGCAAGAAGAACGAAGCUUCCAUGAAGCGAAAACAUGCUCAGCUCAAGAUCAGUGGCACUGGGGAUGGAAGUGCGCCAAACUCACCUGUCUCAAGUGGAGCUAUGGAUACCCUGCUGGAGAAGCUGCGUGCUGCCGCGCCUCAGACUAGAGACCAACGAGAUCGUAGGAGGAGAGCACGGUUACAAAACAGGCAUCAAGUUCGCGUGGCUUCGGGACAGAAAAUUCCCGAUCCAGACGAGAUUCCAGAGGCCGAAGCUGCUUUACUGAGUCCUGAGUCUAUCGGUACUGAUGGCCUGGUCAGCCCUGACUUACCUAAGGAACUCAAUGAGGAUGAUAUUGCCGUACGAGCUGCUCUAUUACUUCAAGGCAUCAAAGGUACAGAUGGAGUUGAAGACCCAGAAGCUGCUGAGCGAAGAGAAAGCCAACGCCGCUCGAGACGAAGAGACAAUGCAGAUGAAGAGCGACGAGCUCGUCGACGCCGUAGGGAGAAAGCAAGCACAUCUGAAGGCGGUGCAGAGGCAGGUGAAGAAGAACCUCUAACGCCACAAAUUGCCGAAAUGCCAGUGGAAGGAGAGGGAAAGGAGAAAGUGCCAACUCCAACUACCGUCGUGAGCCCGCCCAGUCCUGAAGGGAGUGAGAAAAAGCCAAUCGAGAUUGGUGAUGACUGAGGAAGAGAUGAGGUGAUAUGAUGGUGUAUAAUGUCUAGUAAAGAUUUGAUAAUGCGGCCACGGUUUGAUGCG
This is a messenger RNA of Mollisia scopiformis, 5378 nucleotides long. RefSeq lists its product as uncharacterized. Gene Ontology annotation, biological process: actin filament bundle assembly; mitotic actomyosin contractile ring assembly; barbed-end actin filament capping. Gene Ontology annotation, cellular component: cell division site; mating projection tip. The record is from RefSeq and is a predicted model, not a curated record. The coding region runs from base 105 to 5306 and encodes 1733 amino acids. The transcript has 2 exons. NCBI's taxonomy places the organism in Eukaryota, Fungi, Ascomycota, Leotiomycetes, Helotiales, Mollisiaceae. Gene Ontology annotation, molecular function: small GTPase binding; actin binding.